Messenger RNA from Rhipicephalus microplus (southern cattle tick), 2224 nucleotides. Its product is annotated as calcitonin gene-related peptide type 1 receptor. Gene Ontology annotation, biological process: cell surface receptor signaling pathway; adenylate cyclase-modulating G protein-coupled receptor signaling pathway. NCBI's taxonomy places the organism in Eukaryota, Metazoa, Arthropoda, Arachnida, Ixodida, Ixodidae. Gene Ontology annotation, molecular function: G protein-coupled peptide receptor activity. Gene Ontology annotation, cellular component: plasma membrane. The record is from RefSeq and is a predicted model, not a curated record.
GCACAGCGGGGAGGACGGAAUCGUGGAAGAAAAGAUCGACCGUUUCAAGGACUGUCUGGAAGACGUCCUCCUAAAGCCGUCUCCUCUCAUAGGCUUGAAUGAUUCUGUUUGUCCCCGAACUUGGGACGGCUGGAGCUGCUGGAACGACACCCUGCCUGGUCACACAGCGUUCGCACCUUGCCCUCAAUUCGUCGCUGGAUUCGUACCGUACAGCGCACAAGGUGUGCAGUUCCAACGGAACUUGGUUUGUCCAUCCCGCCACUGGCCACGUCUGGUCCAACUACACGGCCUGCGUCGACACCCACGACUUAGAGUAUGGCAACUUGGUGAACUCGCUGUACGUCGCUGGAUACUCGAUAUCGUUGGUAGCUCUCACCUUGUCUCUUGCCAUAUUCUUCUCCUUCAGAUCUCUUCGUUGCAAGCGAAUAACAAUUCAUAAAAACUUGUUCACGUCGUUCAUUGUCAGCAACUUCUGCUGGAUACUCUGGUACGUGCAAGUCGUCGCAGGAGCGCAUGUAAUCGAACUGAACCCGAUCUGGUGCCAAAUUCUGCACGUGGUGACCCAGCACUUCCUGGUCUGCAACUACCUUUGGAUGUUUUGCGAGGGCCUGUACUUGCACACGCUCUUGGUGCUUGCAUUUGUCGACGAAGACAAUGCCAUCAAGUGGUUGGUGCUGAUUGGCUGGGGUUUUCCCUUAUUGCCAAGCGUUGCCUACACUGUGGCACGUGGCUUAGACUCAGACGCAUCGAGAAUGUGCUGGUUGGAACACGAUGUGUGGUACACCUACAUACUGAUUGUGCCUGUAUGCUUUUCAAUACUGCUAAGCCUCGCAUUCCUCGUGAACAUUGUAAGGGUUCUGGUGUCAAAACUAAGAGCUGUCAAUUCUCCAGACCGCGACAGUGCGAGGAAAGCCGUGCGUGCCACACUGAUUCUCCUUCCGCUGCUGGGCCUUCACUACGUGGUGUUGCCGUUCCGCCCAGAGAGGGAUCACAUCUGCCUGACGUACGAGAUCUUCUCGGCCCUCGUCACGUCUUUACAAGGUCUUUGCGUAUCAAUGCUGUAUUGCUUCUUUAAUGAAGAGGUCCUUACAGUUCUUCGCAGAGUGCUGUCACAAACUCCUUGCGCUACAAAGGAAUGGCGCCGUAUGUCCCUCGCUAACUCUACCAUCACUUUCCUGUCAAGAAGAGCGUCCGACGGCAAAGGCCUGUCGCCAUCUCCCGCCAACAUUCAGCAGUCGUCCCUUCUGUGAAAAGAAUCAAAGGAGGCGGGACAGAUUUGUCGUGCCCAUUGCGCACGUUAUCCCGUGCUAAUCCGAGGCCUCACUGAUGUUCCCACUUGGGGUUUCAAGAGCUACGUAACAGCAGCUGUCCUGAGAGCCCGGUUCUGUGCACUUCUGCACGCUUCGGGAUGACAACGCUUGCCAACAUACGCUUGAAAGAAGCGGCGUGAACAGCCGGUUAUGCACGUUGUCUCCCAUUCAUGACGAAUGAGCAUAGUGAGAAAAAGGACGAUGACUAGAUGAAGUACUGCGUAGAUCAAGUACUUUUACGCUGCUAUAACUGUCGUGUCAUCGUUCACGCAAGAAACAUAGUGGCAAUAGCUCAGCUUUGAGUUGAAAGGUGGCAACGAGGACACGUUUCGAGAACAUAUCUGAAACGUGCAUGUAUACAUAUAAGCUGUGACAAGAGUAUAUCUCCAUGUUGUGUUUUGCAAUAAAAGUCGCAGGACUUCAGCGAUUUAUUUAGCUCGUGCAUUCGUUCGCUACGGCAGCUGAAACCCCCUCCCGCCAAUCACCGCUAAAGUUUAAAAAAAAAAGCAGGAAUGUGGUCAUUCGCCUUCAGUCUUCCCUUAUUCCGCGGCGCUAUUUCACAAUUUACUUAAUCGUAAUGCCUGCUAUGGCCUUGGGAAUGCCAGCACUGACUUGUCCGCCAAUGACCCUGGAGUGUGCGCUACACACGGACUAGCACGCGAUAUUGGCAAACGUGAAUGCUUUCUCAACGCCCAAGUGCGAGCAAAAUGUACUGUUCAAAAACUGCUCUGAUUGGUAUUUCUUUCUUGCAGGCUAGUUUUACACAGGCUACUCAAACAUAUGAGCAAGAACGUGUCAAAUGGUACACCGAUUAUCAUAUGUUGCAACAAAACACAGGAUGUAAUAAGAAUUCCACUUGACCACCCUGCAAGCAUUUAUGGAGAUCAUCAAAGAAUAAAAUGGCUUCUUUGUAA